UGAGAUUCUUUGGACUAACAGGUUACCUAUUAUGAGGCUCUGGACAAUAGGAAUACUACUCUUUGUCAGCAGCAUCAGUUGUGCAAGUUUGAAUGAUCAAAUUCAAAGUCGGUAUGUGGAUGGUGACAAAUCUCAGACUAUUGAGAUAAGACGUAAAAGUUCAACUCGUGAAGCUGAUUAUUAUGAAAAAAUUGAUAUUCCACUUUCGAAAAUCGAUAUAGAUUCAACCUCUGAUCAAAAAAUUUCAAAUGUGAAUAUAAAUGUUGAUGGUGAUGCUGAUAGUGAAGUUGUAAUUAAGUACUCAGAUUUAGCUGGAGAAUCCGGAGUUCUUAUUGUUCCAAGUUCUUCGCCAUCAAAUGUUCCUCUUGUUUUUGCAGUGCGACCAAUUGUGAGCACCACGAACAAUAACAAACAUUAUUUAAAAAUGCAAAUUUUUGAUGAUUCGGAAAUAAGUGAAGAUGAAGAUGUUGAUGAUGAUGAUCGCCAAGAUUGUGAAGAUUUAAGUGAUGAAGUGGUUGACAGUGAUUUUGACGAUUAUUCAGAUGACAAUAAACAAAAGUGGCAAAUUCAAACAAAUAAGAAAUUAAACAGAAAGCAAUCAUCUAAUUCACCAAUCGUACCAAAUUCAAUUAAAUAUAAGGCUAUACCGAAAACACCGUCAAAUAGAAAAAUACGAAUUUUCGUCUGGAGAAAACCUUUGAGCCAUCAAGAUAAAAAUAAGAAAAGCAACAUUAAAGGGAGUACUGUUUCACCAACAGCAAAUUAUACGAUCACAGAAAAAGAAUCAGAAUUGGAACAAUUAUUUACCAAAGAAAAAUCUCAAGGAGGUUCAUCGAGCAUAGAUUCAGAAGGCAGGCUUCCAAAUAAGAAGUAUGGCCAAAGAAAACGAUAUAAGGGAAAGAGAAACAACUUUAAUUAUAACCAGUUUAAGUUGUUAUCUGUUUUGAAGUAAUAAUAAAAUAUAGAAUUCAUC
This is a messenger RNA of Eupeodes corollae, 973 nucleotides long. Its product is annotated as MATH and LRR domain-containing protein PFE0570w-like. The record is from RefSeq and is a predicted model, not a curated record. Bases 32 to 952 code for a protein of 306 amino acids. The transcript is spliced from 2 exons. Lineage: Eukaryota; Metazoa; Arthropoda; Insecta; Diptera; Syrphidae.